Messenger RNA from Arachis duranensis, 414 nucleotides. RefSeq lists its product as uncharacterized. NCBI's taxonomy places the organism in Eukaryota, Viridiplantae, Streptophyta, Magnoliopsida, Fabales, Fabaceae. The coding region runs from base 1 to 414 and encodes 137 amino acids. The record is from RefSeq and is a predicted model, not a curated record. The transcript is spliced from 2 exons.
AUGAGUAGUUAUCGUGGGGUUACAACCAUAGUACUUGAGGUUGUAGCAUCUUCAGACCUUUGGAUAUGGCAUGCAUUUUUUAGAAUUUCUGGUUCAAAUAACGAUAUCAACGUGUUAGAUCGUUCUCUAGUGUUCGAUGAUAUUCUAAACGAUCGUGCUCCGAAGGCCACAUUUGUCAAAUCAAUCUCAAAGCCACAAGGGGAGAAACGCAAGUUAUUUGCACAAUACCAAAAAGGGCAAAGAAAAGAUGUGGAGCGAGCAUUCGGAGUGUUGCAAGCACGCGUUGCAAUUAUACGUGGUCCAGCUCGUUUUUGGGAAAAGAAGAAGCUUGCCAACAUAAUGAGAGCUUGUAUUAUAUUGCAUAAUAUGAUUGUUGAGGAUGAAAGAGACACUUAUGCAGGAAAUUUUGCUUAA